AUGUGGCUAACGUACUGGAAAGAUAAGCGAGAGGCCAGGGAGAAGGACAACGGUAAAGAUGGCUGUCCUUACCCCAAAUCUAUUGAGUGCAUCAGGAAAGAGGAUUACCCUCUUCUCGAAGAAACCACAUAUCUCGACCAUGCGGGAACAACGCCCUAUCCAAGGUCUCUUAUGAAGGAAUUCGAGAGGGAUAUGAACUCUCAACUCUUCGGCAAUCCUCACUCAAAUUCCCCUUCAUCAAUGCUCUCGACAGACAGCGUGGAAUCAGCGAGACUUCGGGCACUCAAUUUCUUUAAGGCGGACCCAGAACACUUCGACUUGAUCUUCGUUGCAAAUGCAACGGCAGCUAUCAAAACAGUGGUGGAUUGCCUCUCGGACUACCGCCGCGAUGAAGAUGGACAAACCUUACAGGGGUCCUGGUAUGGGUACCAUGCCGACUCUCAUACGUCUCUGGUAGGUGCCAGAGAGACUUCUAGGGCAACUGCAAGGUGCUUCGAGUCAGACGAAGAAGUGGAGAACUGGUUGCACAUGAAGGAAUCAAGACCUAUCUCGUAUCUACCAAUGAACGGAGAGGCACUGGGACUGUUUGCGUAUCCGGCGCAAAGCAACAUGAAUGGGCGACGUCUACCGCUAGACUGGCCUGCCCGAUUGCGUUCAACCUCAAAACAGGGUCGGGAGGUGUACAGUCUUCUGGAUGCUGCCGCUUAUGUGGCAACCUCCUCAUUGGAUCUCAGUAAUCCAGAUACAGCGCCAGAUUUUACGGCCUUGAGCUUCUAUAAGAUCUUCGGAUUCCCAGAUCUUGGAGCACUGAUCGUCAGGAAAGCGGCAGGACAUGUUCUAAAACAGAGGCGAUACUUCGGCGGUGGCACCGUCGACAUGGUUGUGAACGGCAGGGUUGACGGACCCUCUGAGGACAUGUGGCAUGCAAAUGAAAGCAUGUCGCUCCAUGAAAUUCCCAUCUGCAGCUGCGUCACGAGCAAACAAAUGAGCCGAACCAUAUAUGCGGUAGCCAACAAAAAAACAUCCGGCAUCGGUUUCUUCCUCGCCUCACUCAUCGCCGCGUCAUCGCCGAAGACGCGACACUCCUGGAGAAAAGCAGAGUUGAUGCUGGGCAGGUGGGAUAUUUUUAUCCUGAAGGUUUUGCUCGUGGCGGAGGAGGCGAUGGCCAUGUGGACUGCUGGAUCGGUCUUGGAAGAGAGGCUGGAGAGAAGUUGA
Messenger RNA from Letharia columbiana, 1215 nucleotides. RefSeq lists its product as uncharacterized. Gene Ontology annotation, molecular function: molybdenum cofactor sulfurtransferase activity. Gene Ontology annotation, biological process: molybdopterin cofactor metabolic process. Lineage: Eukaryota; Fungi; Ascomycota; Lecanoromycetes; Lecanorales; Parmeliaceae. The transcript has 3 exons. The coding region runs from base 1 to 1215 and encodes 404 amino acids. The record is from RefSeq and is a predicted model, not a curated record.